This is a messenger RNA of Vigna umbellata (rice bean), 1665 nucleotides long. RefSeq names its product HAUS augmin-like complex subunit (gene AUG4). Gene Ontology annotation, molecular function: microtubule minus-end binding. Gene Ontology annotation, biological process: spindle assembly. The record is from RefSeq and is a predicted model, not a curated record. Gene Ontology annotation, cellular component: HAUS complex. Lineage: Eukaryota; Viridiplantae; Streptophyta; Magnoliopsida; Fabales; Fabaceae.
AUUGUGACCUUGAAAUUCAACAAACUUGGCGCUUCUUCUAGCGGAAGGUAUCAAACACAACUGACUGAAAACGACACCGUAUUGGUAGAUGGUGAAGGGCUUGCACGGCCAGAACCUCCCUGCCGACGUGGCGCAGGUGGUUGAUCAGCUGGAGCGCCACUGCUUCGCUCCCGAUGGAUCUCUCAUCUCCAAGCCUCUCUUCAACGAUCUCCAACUCGCCAGAGAGGAAAUGUGCAGGGAAAGACUGCGUUACCUGGAAGCCAUGGCGAUAUAUUCUGAGGCAAUUGCAAUGGUGGAAGAGUAUCAGCAAGCCAUUUCUGUAUCUAACCUUGGCGGAAUUAGAGAUACCGGCAACCUUUAUCCACAGCUGGGGUUGAGGAACACUCCUCAGGUUUAUCAGACUCUAGAGCAUCAAAUGGUUGUUGCUGAAGCAGCUCAACGAUUGAGACUACCUCUUAUCUCCAAAGAUGGGGAAGUUCAUGAUGAGGACAUUGAAAAGCUAAGUGUAGUAUCUCGAAGCUCCCUUGACAGUACUGUUAGUGGGGCCAACUCUUCUAAUUAUAACACUCCAAACAGCUCUGUUAGUGGGACUAAUUCUGCUCUUGUUGCUUCGGAUCCAGUGGAGCCUGGUGUUGGUGGUGUUCCAAAUCGGUUUUUGGGAAUUACGCCUGCUUAUUUGUGGCAAACUCAGCGCCAGAAAACACCGUUAUCUGUGGUAUACUAUGAUAUGACUGAAUAUCGCUUGUCUGUUUCACGGGAGGUAGAUGCUCGCUUGAAAAUGAAAUGUGAAAAAUUAUCAGACGCAUUUUUAUUGGAUGAUAAUGAUUCUUCAUCUUCUGCAAGUCAAAGUUCAAGUUCUCGUCUUCCGGAAAGGGUGAAAUUGUUGAUUGAGGAGAUUGAAAGAGAGGAAACAGCACUGCGUGAUGACCUAUAUUCUGCAGAUAGAAAGUUUGCCGAAUAUUACAAUGUCUUGGAGCAGAUACUUGCAGUGCUUAUUAAACUUGUCAAAGAUUUGAAGUUGGAGCAUCAUCACAAAUACGAUGACUUGCAAAAGACUUGGCUCUUUAAAAGAUGUGAGACCAUGAGUGCUAAAUUGAGGGUUCUUGAACACGUUCUCCUGCUUGAAACUUACACUAAGGAAUCCAUACCUGCCCUUCAUAAGAUAAGGAAAUAUCUUGUUGAGGCAACUGAAGAAGCUUCUAUUGCAUAUAACAAAGCGGUUACCCGGCUGCGCGAGUACCAGGGUGUUGAUCCUCACUUUGAUAAUAUUGCAAGGCAGUACCAUGACAUUGUGCAGAAAUUGGAGAACAUGCAAUGGACAAUCCACCAAGUUGAAAUGGAUCUGAAACGUUUGCCAGAUAAACCUAGCUCAUAGAGGUUUUAUCUCCUUAUCUUGCUUUGAAUAGCUUCAUGUAAAUGAUAUUUAAGACGCCCCUUUCCAUAACUCAUUAUUUAUCAUGUCCCUAAUGAUUGAUAAAGGUGUGUAAUCUUCAAUAUGUGAGCCUGUUUAAAUAUUUAGACUACUUUGCAUUACCUUACCUGAUGAUAGAGGAGAAAAAGGAAAGCCAGCUGUUUCUUAGUUUAAGAUGCAUCGGGGUCUUUACUCCUUGUAUUCCAUCAUUUUAGUUUUUUUAGCAUCAUUAUAACACUAAUAUUAUUUUAGAC